Molecule: messenger RNA, 6001 nt
Organism: Menidia menidia (Atlantic silverside)
Lineage: Eukaryota; Metazoa; Chordata; Actinopteri; Atheriniformes; Atherinopsidae
Source: the annotation of a GenBank genome assembly
CCUCCUCCUCCUCCUCCUCCUCCCCCUUAUGUGGCCUUAAUAGAUAUAUUUAGAGCCUCCGGAAUGUGCUAUGUCCAUGCUGUUUAUAACACGCAGGCAGGCAGAGUGUAUUGAAUGGCAUCUGCCUCCAGUCUGUCCCAGGAAAACCGAUCUGUAGUGUGAGGAUGAAAUAACAACACGACCAUUACGCCACGACAACACAGGAAACAGGUGCUUCACUGCGUCUAACGCGAGACAAACAAAUAAAACUCAGUAUAACAUGCAAGACACACGCAAACAAACACAACGAAAAAAGCAAACAAACAAAAAAAAACAUGGCUGAGAUCUUAUCAAGACAAUGAUGAAUCAUAUCCUUACAGGGUGUCUCCAGAUCCCGUCUUCAUCUCACGGGGGGGGGAGGGGGGGUUUCUGGAUGCAGCAAAACAACCUGAGAAAGUGAACAAUGAGGCAAAAGCAUACACAAAGGAUGGAGACAAGGCAGCCCUGAGAGUGCAGCGCCCCAGCUUCCGUGCGGAUUUGACGUAGUUCACGCACCAUCACAAUUCCGCGUCUGCACUGCGCCCUGCUGUGGAGCGGAGUUCUCCAAGGUGCUUAAAAAAGACAGCCCAGCCAGCAGAAGCGAGCUCUGCCUUCACGUUUCACACACCGAGGAAAGAUCGUGGCAAUAAAUAUCCGAAUAACAAAGACUCGAGCAGGCUCCAAGGGGCUCCAGCCUUCCUUUGAUCAUACACGCCAGAAAUCAUACAGCAUAGUAGCAGAUACUGAAAAAAACUGCGUUUCACGACAUCAUAUAAACGCAACAAAACAUAACGUGCAAUUUUUGGAGCACAAGCAAGAAAAUAUAAAAGGCAGCAGAACAAACGAGGCAACUAAGUUCAGAAAAUAGUGUGGCUACAGAUGAUCAGAAACACAAUAAAAAAAGGAAAACACACACACACACAAACCAAAGCACUCUAUUUCAGCAUAUUCAGCAGCUGAGUAGGCCACAGAAUAAAACCUUUACAAUGUUGUGUUUUGAUCGUGUGUGCUGUUGAUGUGAUUUGUGAAAUGUUAUCUUGAUUUUGGUCUGGUGUUUGUGUGUGAAAUGAUCCAUUUUUAUGUAGUUGCAUAGUCUGCUGUGUUGUUACAUUUUUGUGAAUAAUUGUCUUUCUUUCUGUUAUUUAAGUUUGAAUGAUUCUAUGUCCAGGCCACAGCUGGGAGAGGCUCCAGCCCCCCUGCAACCCUGCUGGGAAUGAGUGAAACCGGCCAACGCCUACAUUUCCCAGCGUGCCAGCGAGUUGGGGCGGAAGUGUCGUCAUGGAGAUGCUUAUAAAGCUGCCUUCCAGACCGCUCAAAUAGACCAAUGCGCGGAGGGGUGAACCUGUCGCGGCUGCUGUGAUGGGACGUGGACGGAGGGCUGACAGCUUGUGCAGGAAUUCAGGCUGAGCCGCAUCCCCUUCCCACAGAGGGCUGCCACUGUCGGAGGGCUCCAAGUAUGUGACAGCUGGCAUUUCUCCCGAGUGAGGCGUUUUAUUUAGAUUUUUUUCCAAUUUUUGGAGCAGUUUUAUUUCAUUCUUUUUUCUUUUUUUUUUUACUAUCAUUGUCUUUUCAAAUUCAAGAAUGGACCCGGGUAAACGGACUCAGAAGUUGAUCCGGCGCCGUCCUCUGGAUGUUACGCUGUUCAGAAUCCAACCAGACUGUCGCUCAUGAAAAUGCCACCUCUCUCGAUGGGACGGGGAGAUCAGCUGCUGCUCCGGGACGACAAAUAACGGGAGCGAGAGGGGAGCGUGGCGAACGGAAUUACCUCUCUGACCGAGGAACUGUGAGAGCCGCCGCCGGCUCCGAUUCUCUCCGGGAUCCCCCCCCCCCCAGCUGAGGACUCUGGACACCUCGCUGUUUAUUGUUUUAUAGGUAGACUUCAUUUUUGCAUGAACCCCCCCACCCCCUCCUCCUCCAUCAUCUUAAAAUAGAGCUCCAACUCCUGUAAUUACACUUCACGAUCCUUUAAUCCGCAAACGCAGACUAUGUAACACUCUUAAACAGCUAAAUCACACUUUUUAUUUGGAGGAAUGGAGGUUGUUUAAAUCAACGAGAGUCGUCGCCAGUUGUUAAAAGCGCGUCCUUCCCCGGCUGUCUUUGUCAUCAGCUGGACAGCGUGUCAGCCACUGGUUCAUAAACAGUUCAGGGAUCAGCUUUGGAUGACACCAAUACUGGCAUAAAAGGGAAUCUGACGCCAAGAUGUAAUAUUAUAGUUUAGUUAAUUAUUCAACGCGUAAUUAUCCCAAAGCUCACCUUCCAUGUGGAUGCCACACUGUCAUAUCUUCUUUUUUUUUUCUAAAGCUCUUUAGUCGACACCGACAUAGUAAUUCGGAGGAAUAAAAACACUUUACGCAUGAAUGAAGUUAAGUUAGAGCACCUAAGUUGUGGCACCGUUUACGCACCGGAAAGCAUGCGCUCUGCAAUAUUUCCUAUAAGCCUACUUGUCUUCCUGUCCUUUGACAUUAUUGCAUCAAAGAGUUUUUUUCUCCUCCCCACGAGACAGUCUUCUCUUUACACGAGCACAUUCUGAGCUGGUAAACUAUUGUGGGAGGGGAACAUGAUUUGGAUCCACCUGUGAUUCUCCAGCUGUUUCCAUGCGUCUUUCUUCUCCUCCUCCAGAACUCUGGACGUUGUUGUGGAUUGUGUUGCAAUUUGAUGCAAUGGGCUGCAUCCAGAGUAUCAGAUAUAAGCCCAAGAGUUUCCGAGACAGUAUCAUCGUCCUGGAGCUGAACACUUCAAUCGACUCCAAUCCCACCAGCAUCGACGAGGCAUCCAGCGUGGUCCUUCGCUACCGGACACCUCACUUCCGAGCCAAUGCCCGAAUCCUUGUUCCACCUGUGGCGGCCAAGGAGACAUGGACCAUCGGCUGGAUUCAAGCCUGUAACCACAUGGAGUUCUACAAUACAUAUGGGGACAAAGGGAUGUCCAGUUGGGAGCUUCCUGACCUACGCGACGGCAAGAUCCAGGCCAUCAGCGACUCGGACGGCGUCAACUACCCGUGGUACGGCAACACGACGGAGACCUGCACCGUGGUGGGGCCCACCAAGAAGGACAGCAGAUUUACCGUUAGUAUGAAUGACAAUUUCUACCCCAGCGUCACCUGGGGAGUACCGGUCAGCGACAGCAACGUGCCUCAGCUUAGCAGCAUCCGCCGCGACCAGAGUUUCACCACCUGGUUGGUAGCCAUCAAUCAGGCCACCUCGGAAACGCUGGUCCUGCAGACCAUCCGUUGGAGGAUGCGUCUUCACAUCCAAGUGGACCCAGAGAAGCCGCUGGGUAAGAGGGCUGCUCUAAAGGAACCCGUAGCCCAGGAACAGCCUCAGGUCCUGGGCAAGAACGAGCCCAUCCCCCCCAACGCCACGGUCAAGCCCAACGCCAACGAUGCCCAGGUGCUGAUGUGGCGGCCAAAGAAUGGUGACCCCGUGGUGGUCAUCCCACCCAAAUACUGACCUGUUCCAAAGACCAGACCGGCCUUUGAUACCUUAACAGUAUCAUCUUUUUUUUUGUUUGUUUUUUUAAGAAUUGCCUCUACACCAGCUCUUUUUGGUUUUAACUCCUCAUUGAUAUUUAUUUCCCCUCAUUCUGCCUCUAUAUUUUUCUCCUGUGAUGUUUUAAAAGGACGGAUGGAAACAUAUGACAGGCAAAUGAAACCAGCACUGAGGAAGAGACCAUCUCGAGCAAACCUUCGGAAUAAACUGGAGAGAAUUAACUGCAACCAUUCUACCCUCACACAUGGGUCGGGUCUCACUGUGCUAAAAUACAAAACAUGAUUUAGAGUAGCGUUUCAUUUUGACUCUUGGAGCCAAGCGACGGUGGGCUUUCAGAGUGUGGGAGGGUCUGAACACAACAGUGCAUGACUAAGUCUGCACACAUGCUGCACAAACUUUGCGUUUUGAGAACCAGCCGUGGUUUUUAUUUAUGUGCUGGACAAGAGUGCAUUUACUUGUUUUGAUGUUGUUUUGUUCUUUACGAGGCAAACUGCAAUGGGCGACAUAGCUGAUUUAUUACUUUUUGAGAACAUGCAAGACAUUCAAGUCCAUGCUGCCUUACGUUUACACUGCUUUCCACUGCAAACUAUUUAGCCUUAAAACAAAGUGCGAUGCAGUAUGCGGUCAUUUGUCCCGUUUCUUCCAGACUUUUGGUGCUGGCAUGUGUGGGUUUAGGACAGGAACUCUCACGCAGGGGAAAAAAAAACAAAAAAAACAAGUCUCAAAUAAAGGCUUUUGUGUUUAGCUGCAGUGAGCUUGCAAAUCUAUCGUCUGAGAAGCGUGAGCAGUAUUAUUUUUUUCGUUACAAGCAAUUUAAGUAGCGCUGUUGCCUUGCGAGUGCAUUGUGCAGCAGAGGAGAUGCUCUGUGAGAAGAAGCGAAUACAACAAUCAUCCGUAGCUCGUAGGAAAAGAGACGUCUUGAGAAAAAUCGACUGGCUCGCGCUCUGCAGCUGACCUCACUCAAGUCACUUUAUUUUGCUGAUUGGCUGUGGUAGAAUUGUCUACAUCAGUCCGUCUCAGGGCCCCUUGGUACUUCCCCCUUGUCUCUUUUUCAUCCUUCCUGUCUUGUCUACUUCUUAUUACUACAGUCUGCACUGCCCACACUGAACAAUCAAUACUUCUAUUAAUAAGGGAUGACCUGUCGGUGGACACAGUAGUGGGGCUGCUUGUGUGCAAUCCUGUUUCUUUGCCAUUUUUCUUGACUCAUAUUCAUUAUUGUCAUCUGGGUUAUAAUUUUUCUAAAAAGGCAUCCAAAUUAUUUCUACCGAAUUAAAACUACAAAGAUCCGUUCCUCAUAGUGACAUUGAUGUCUGUGUCCCGCUUUCAUCAUCUCUAAUCACUAGAGCAGUAUUCCCUCCCUAACCCCCACUUCCUCUCUCUCCCCCUGCCUCCACCUCUCUUUUCUCUCACUCUUUAUCCGCUGCCGAGGCUGAAAAGCUGAGCAGGAUACACGAGAGUUUAAUGCCGACUGCUCGGUUGGCAUAUAGAUGACCCACUUCUCUUGACUCCCAGUUGCAGCUCUUGGUGCAUGCGGGGUUAGCCUUCCUUUUUCUUUUCUUUUUUUCAGAUCGGCAGUAAAUGUGUUGUAGGCUCACACGCAUGAACAGAACAACUGUGGUCGGCUAAAUAUCAGCGCCCAGAAACAUGAUGCCCAAUCAACUGGAAAAUCCCCCCCUAAAAGCAGACAAAAAGUAGCUGAAUUUGUCAUCGCUCUUUCUUUUUACGUCCUUAUCAGAAAUUCGGAUGAUGCAAACUUCUCACUUCCUCCAGCUCCUGUGGGAAAUCACUUUUGAUAUAAAUCCCAUCUGCUUCGUACACUUCUUCUAGAAUCCCCUUAUAUAUCCUGCUAUGAGUGAGGAUAAUGAAAUGAGGAACCCGUUUGGUUAAGUCAGACUCAUUUUACUGGUUAAGCCAACAGCUUCCUGAGUAACAGCUUAGAUUCAGUCUUCAUUGCAGUGGUUAAAGAAGCAUUGUCAUUGAAGGUUUGGAGAUUCUAUGCUGAUCAGCAGCUGCUGCCUGUGCUGCUGCCCACAUGACCCUUUACCAUACGGUCAGUGGAGAUUAUCCUUACGUUGAUCCAUCAAACUCAUUUCAGGCCAUUUUCUCUAUAGGAAAUGAAAAAUACAUACUCUGUUUUAACAGAUGGCAUUUACCAAGACCUCAAAGGGUCAACGCUUUGGGGAUGUAUGAACCGUAUUUAACCAUAUUAUAUUAAAAAAAAAAACAUAUUGACAUUUAAAAGUGAUGGUUAAUACCACCAUGGCAUAGAACAACAGUCUUAUGGCGUUCUAGAGUAAAGCGCUAUGAGCUAAACGUAUUUGCAGAACCAGAGGUCACUGUUCGGAUUUGUCCAGGGCAUGGGCUAAAUUACAGCUGUGUUCCAAGCUAAUAAAUGCUGGUGGUCCAUGGUCAGCUGCAGCAUGCCUCUAUAACAUGCUGAGUCACAGGGCACUGAGAUGAAGGGUGAAGGAGAAAAGGAACUAAGAGGCCAGGGG